AAAAAAAUACUCUUUUUUUUUUGUGAACGCUUCGAUUCCAAAAUUUUACGUAAUUUCAAUUGUGAUUUGCCGUUGAUUGCUCGCAAUUGUUUUUAAACAGAAACAAGCGAAAAUGUCGCUAAUCCGUCAGGUGUUGUGCCGUACAGCGCCCACAAUGCAGUUCACCGCCCGUCGCUGGGCAUCCUCGCAGGAUGUGGCGCCCAUCGAUCCGAACACGGCGCUGGCACGCCCCGAAGAGCUGGAGCAACGCAACAAGCUGAGCGGCAAGAUAACGGUGCCCGUUGACGUCAAUCUCGGCCCCAUCUCGGGCGUGCCCGCCGAGCAGCUGAAGGAGCGACGUGUCCGCAUCCAUAUACCGCCCAAAAAUGCCAUGCAGAGCGGCACAGACAACAUCAACACCUGGCUAAUUGAGUUCGAUAAUCGCGAACGCUGGGAGAAUCCCCUCAUGGGCUGGGCCUCCACCGGCGAUCCGUUGUCCAAUUUGAAUGUGCAGUUUGGCACCAAGGAGGAGGCGAUCACAUAUUGCGAGCGCAACGGCUGGCGCUGGUACGUCGAUGGCGAGCUGAAGCCAAAGAAGGAGCGCGUCAAGAACUAUGGCGUCAACUUCUCCUGGAACAAGCGCACGCGCGUCUCCACCAAAUAAAUUGGCAGCCCGAAUGGAAGCCGAAAAUUGCGCAUUAUAA
This is a messenger RNA of Drosophila montana, 683 nucleotides long. RefSeq names its product NADH:ubiquinone oxidoreductase subunit 18 (gene ND-18). The record is from RefSeq and is a predicted model, not a curated record. Gene Ontology annotation, biological process: electron transport chain. Bases 113 to 643 code for a protein of 176 amino acids. The transcript is spliced from 3 exons. Lineage: Eukaryota; Metazoa; Arthropoda; Insecta; Diptera; Drosophilidae.